AUGAAGUAUAUGAUGAAGGAUGUGAUGAAAGAUUUUAUGAAGGAUGUGAUGAAGAAUAUGAUGAAGGAUGUGGUGAAGGCUAUGAUGAAGGAGAUGAAGGAUGUGAGGAAGGAGAUGAAGGAUGUGAUGAAGGAGAUGAUGAAGGAUGUGAGGAAGGAGAUGAAGGAUGGGAUGAAGGAGAUGAAGGAUGUGAGGAAGGAGAUGAUGAAGGAUGUGAGGAAGGAGAUGAAGGAUGUGAUGAAGGAGAUGAUGAAGGAUGUGAGGAAGGAGAUGAAGGAUGUGAGGAAGGAGAUGAAGGAUGUGAGGAAGGAGAUGAUGAAGGAUGUGAUGAAGGAGAUGAAGGAUGUGAGGAAGGAGAUGAAGGAUGUGAUGAAGGAGAUGAUGAAGGAUGUGAGGAAGGAGAUGAAGGAUGUGAUGAAGGAGAUGAUGAAGGAUGUGAGGAAGGAGAUGAAGGAUGUGAUGAAGGAGAUGAUGAAGGAUGUGAGGAAGGAGAUGAAGGAUGUGAUGAAGGAGAUGAUGGAGGAUGUGCGGACGUAA
Messenger RNA from Haliotis rufescens (red abalone), 537 nucleotides. RefSeq names its product DNA ligase 1-like. NCBI's taxonomy places the organism in Eukaryota, Metazoa, Mollusca, Gastropoda, Lepetellida, Haliotidae. The transcript is spliced from 2 exons. Bases 1 to 537 code for a protein of 178 amino acids. The record is from RefSeq and is a predicted model, not a curated record.